GUAUACUACUCUCUUCGACAACCAAGCAAGGAAUUUGAAAUUAACAAAAAUACUGGCAAAUUAACGGUCCGGUCAGCCCGAUCGGAUGUUAUCAAUUUAGUAAAACCGGAUUUCACAAAAUCUUCAUUUACUUUACUUGACCGAGAGCAACAAGAUUCCUACGAACUGGCUAUUGUGGCUGAAGACGGAGGUGACCCACCAAGGCGUGCCACGACUAUUAUUCAUAUCGCAGUAUCCGAUGUGAAUGACCACGCGCCACAAUUUCGUUACCCAAUCCCACACGGUCCUGGCAGCGUACUUAAUGUUUCUUGUGCACAACUGAGCAAUCAGAUAAUCGCUCGCGUGCACGCAAACGACUCUGACAGUGGUCAAAAUGGUGAGAUCGAAUAUAGCAUCAUCCGCGAUAUCUCAAUAAACAACAGACCAAAACGAGAGCCUGAGCCAGCCAUCGUCAAAGUACGAAAUGAUUCGGAUUCCGGUAGUCAGGCUUCCUCCAAAAGAGACGUCAAAUUCUCGAAUGAACCAAGCAAGUCCAACGAAACAAAGGAUCGAAAUCCAUCUUCGCCACCACCUAUCAGCUCUUCCAGUCGAUCAGUUGCCAACAGGAGGCAAUUUCAUUCCUCACCGAUACCAAGUACUAUCGUUAGAGGACCAACGACCGAUAAUUUUGAGAUCAACAGCUACAAUGGACAAAUUUUCCUCAUCCAUCCAAUAGAAGACUGUAGCAGACCGGCAGACGUACGCCUUUUGAUACAAGCCAAAGAUAGAGGUAGUCCUCCUCAAUCCUCAACAGCACUACUCACCAUUCAUAUUCAUCCAACAGAGCAGAGUGACAUGUACCCCUUAUCGGCUGCGAAUGGGCUGGACAGCCACCCACACGAUCGAAUCACUCUUGCAGACAAGGUUUCUGAUUCUAAUACCUGGUCAAGCAGACAACAGUCCGGUUAUGAAAGGCGGUUUCAACGCAAGUCUUCCGUAUCCAACCCGGAUUCGUCUGUUCACUUUUUGUCUGGAUCUUCUCAUUGGUCUGCGAUUGUGGGUCUAGUGGUAGCCAUGGUUAUCCUAGUCUUACUGCUUUGCCUUAUGCUGGUCAUUCUCCGUCGACGGUUCAUACUCGAGGAUCAGAAGGUCACAAUUGGCAAGGACGGAGGUAUGGGCCGGAACUCUGAAAAGCCAGGCGAGAUCAGUCCCGUCGUCCGAACCAUGGAUGGCUCUCGCGCAGGACUGUAUUACAAGGGGUCUCAAAGUGGCCACUCAAUGCACGAGAUGAAGACAGGGUCACCACCUCAACGUUCCCUAUCACCCACAACAUUAACACGCUUGGAUGAUAUCAACUGUUCGUCUGUCACAUUGGAACUUGGUCCACAAGCCAUGCUGAACACGCAUUACUUUUGCACAAUGCCACCGUCGACGACACACACGACCUUGAAUUCCGGGGAGCUGGGUACCGUUCAACGUGAAGGUCGCAUGCAGCCGGCACUGAGGGAAAACCCGCUUGGAUUUAGUCCACCUACACAAGUGAUUUACCGGGCAGCAAAUGGAGACCUGUAUGGAUACGUGGAACCGCAGCCACAGAACAACCUGACUAAAGGAGGGCAUACUUACCAGACCCUGCAGCUGAAUCAACGUUCAAAGACUCUGAAUCCAAAUACACUCAUUCAACCAUCACACAGUACAUUCAGAGGGAACAACGACUGUUUCCAGCGCAACAUACUGGUAGAAAACGGGCCACAAGCAUAUAACAAAACGGGACAUUAUACACCAUUGUUGGGUACGGCGAACUCCUCAGAUAUGUUCAGAUUGUUACAAGCGUCCCAGCCGGAUCUGACGGAAAAACGACUAGCUACAGGAUCCGGAUCGGACGACAAACUGAUCCAACUAGUCAGCGAUCGAGCCUUCAGUUUGACUGACCUCACACCAUCGAAAACCGACGAGAUGAAGUCAGAAGAUCAGGCGGCCGAGAGUGGGGCCGAAGCGCUUCGAUCGUUCAAACAGAGGGAUCGAACGAAAUCGAGUCAAACCAAAUGCAGUCAACAAAAACCAAGUUCCAAGAACAAAACAAUCAGUUGCGUUAAUCCAAGUAGUGGAGCCCAGCCCCGCAUAUACAACACCCAUUCUCCCAGCAAAACCAUGGCCAAAUCGGUCACCGUUAACAUUGAACCGCGUCGAGGUAGUAGCCCGCUAGAGACGUAUAAUGCAGCCAGUUUUGUAUGAUAAAAAGACGCCGUAAGACGAUACCACCGUGAGGAAUUGUCGGCUAUUUACUUAUUCUAGUCAGGUAACAUUCUGUCGUACAUUCCAUCGGUACGAACACAUUCGCUUAACCGUUCAUUUCCGCCCUUAUCCCUCCUACAUACUUCCGACAACAUUUGCCAAACAGUUACACCCUUUGCAGAGGAUCCGAUUUCUCCCCAACCACACAUAGACACACACACACACACACAAUGCGCCAAACAAAAUGAUAGCUCAAAGAGCAAAUACUCAGCGCCGCAACAAGCAUUUAGUGCAACUGUGAGGACGAGCGGUGAAACCGGACGCAGCGAAAGUGAAUUGUAAAUAACAGGAAGUUCGUUGCGCACACGAACAAAUGGCUGAUAGUGCGUCCGGACAGACAUUCGUGGAAAAAAAACUCAACCCUCGCCGGCAAGAAACUGACAGCAGACCCACUCCCCUCCCCCUUGUUCAAAGGUUCACUGUCAACCAGCUGGUAUGGACAAAACUCAUCUGGAACAUUCUACAGUGUCUAAGGGAGCUAGGGGUGCAGAUAGUCCAUCCAUUCUCCAAGUACCGAGAUGCUCCAUACCCCAUCAUUUGUGUAUACACGUGUAAAGCUUUAGUUUAAUUGAAAACAGUGUGAAGUUAUUAAUUCGACUUCAAUUACUGUGAAAUUAAUUCUGUACAAAAAGAACGGUUCUGUUGUGCAGAAAAACCUUUUUUCUCUGAAUGUGAAUUUGGGGAUGGGGGGGGGGGGGGCAGUAUGACGAGGAUUAGAAAAGAAACUGAUUAUCAUCUAGCUCUAGAGAAGGCGGGCCAAAGUUCGCGUAUAGAGCUUGAUGACUCAAGGCAGGGUCUGUACAAAAUCAGUUUUUAAAAUGAAAUUUGGACUUGCGAGGAAAAAAAUCACAUCACAAAACGCGCCUCUGAAUCAAUGCAAGUUGAACUGAUGUGGAAUGAUGGCUGACGUCUCAGUUCUUCGAUUUAGGGCCGUAGAUGAUGAUCAACACCAGGAUGGUGAUGCACAAAGCGAUGACAAGAACGAUGCUGCAGAUGCAACAUCGCUUGCGCGCUCGUUGCUGGAAAAUAGAGAGACACGUGCCAGGAGGAGGGAUAACACAAGCGCGUUUAGAAUUUAAAGUCCGUCGUUGGCUUCCUUCAGACAGGGUUGAUUCAAAAGAGCGAAAUGCUAGAACGGAACGACUUACUUCAACAUUUAGCGAAGGAACUGCUCGCAAUCUUAUGUCAUACACCGGUGAGUGCCCAUGAAUAAACGAGACUUACUUAGGGAAUACGGCUCGGACAAUAGCAUAGUAUUAAUCUACAGACGGGAAGUAAGAGUGAACUACAUGUUCCCUGGUGAACACAAAGUUAACGAGAGAGGAACCUGCCUCACAGGAGACGUUCAGGCGUGCCAGCCUCCAAAAAUUAAUCGAGCCCGAUAAAAAUUCUCUCUGGUUGUGAAAGGAAUAUCCAGCUAUUUUGAACAAACCAUCCAGAAACUAAGAAAAUCGUUGACGCGUAGGUCGAACACAAAAGUACCAGACAGGAUUGAAGAUUAGCAUCCCGCGAAACACUAACUGGAAACACCAGACAAAGGCUAUGUUGUAACCCAUGUCCGAAAAUAGAGGGGGUCAUAGGAUUUUUAUAACCGGCUGAAUGAAACCAAAAGCAGUUGGUUUUGUUAAGUCGGGCAGAGAAGUCGAACGCAUAACAUUUGUUGUGUAAGCAAAGAGUACAAGUUCGGAAGGGGACUGUUCCCCUAGGGAUAACAAAUGCACCUAAGCGACGAAGAGAAAAUACAUGUGUGUGCAAAAAUCAGUGAAACUUAGGAGGAAGAUACACUAACAAAAGGUUUGGAUUCUAUAGGCCUGGUGAGAUAAAAUGCAAGUUGACAGAAUUUCUCAUAAAAGUAAAAAAAAACAGACAGAAAAGAGUACACUAAAAAUACACCUCCGUUACUGACUACAGACUGAAAAAGUUAUAACUGCAAACUGCGCGGGAGUGGUGGUUACACCAUGUAGACAGUAGAAUGAACUCGCCAAAUAAACGUGAAUAAACGGACCAAAUGC
Messenger RNA from Opisthorchis viverrini, 4286 nucleotides. RefSeq lists its product as hypothetical. The annotation marks the transcript as partial. Gene Ontology annotation, biological process: homophilic cell-cell adhesion. Gene Ontology annotation, molecular function: calcium ion binding. The record is from RefSeq and is a predicted model, not a curated record. Gene Ontology annotation, cellular component: plasma membrane. Lineage: Eukaryota; Metazoa; Platyhelminthes; Trematoda; Opisthorchiida; Opisthorchiidae. The transcript is spliced from 4 exons.